Molecule: messenger RNA, 2446 nt
Organism: Aspergillus alliaceus
Lineage: Eukaryota; Fungi; Ascomycota; Eurotiomycetes; Eurotiales; Aspergillaceae
Product: putative phosphoinositide phosphatase (Sac1)
Exons: 3
Coding region: 192-2309 (705 amino acids)
Biological process (GO): phosphatidylinositol dephosphorylation
Cellular component (GO): endoplasmic reticulum
Molecular function (GO): phosphatidylinositol-4-phosphate phosphatase activity
Source: RefSeq, a predicted model, not a curated record
GCGGAUCGUCAUUCCUGCUCCUGACCAUCAGCCCGAACUUACUUUCCUUCAACUAUGCGGUGAUUCUGUUCCCUCAUAUCCACAAAACCCCACGUUCUUUAGUUAUCUUUUAAAUACUUUCCUAUUUCUGCCUACUUCUUUAUCUACCAUCUUUCUUUUCCCCUUUACUAGAUAGUGAGUUGUCACUAACAAUGGCUACUUCUCUCCUUCCGUACCGCGAUAUUAACUUGCACGCCUCCUCCUCUCACUACGCUUUUACAUCACCAUCUUCCCCGAAUGCUCCCACACUUGUCGUUGAUCGCCCCACGGGUGAUUUACGACUCCACAAUGGCACUCUUCCAGGUGCUAAGCGCAUAUCCAGUAUCGCUGGUAUACUUGGAAUCAUAAAGCUCAAGUUGGACAAAUAUAUCAUAGUGAUCACUAAAGCCCUGCCUAUGGGACGACUGCGAGGUCAUAUGGUUUACAAAGUUGCAGCGACUGAGUUCUUACCCCUCCGCGAGCGCCCAUUACAUGACAAUGAUGAGGACACGUAUUUGGCGCUGCUCAAAGAGCUUCUUCGCACAGGGCCGAUGUAUUUCUCUUAUGCCUUGGACCUCACCAACAGCUUCCAGCGUCAGUCGCAAAGCGAUGCCAGCCUCCCGAUGUGGAAACGAGCCGAUGAUCGGUUCUUUUGGAAUCGUUUCAUCCAAUCCGAUCUGAUAGACUUUAGCCUCGGAGGACACGAUACGACGAGCGUGCGCUACGGACCACAGCCCGAUGUUGACCCAUAUAUCCUUCCUGUAAUGUAUGGAAUGUUACGUAUCACCCCGGCAAAGGUUAAGUCGACCACGUUCACGUUUGCUCUUAUUACUAGAAGAUCUAGACACCGCGCUGGAACGAGGUACUUCUCGCGUGGUAUAGACGAGCAAGGCCAUGUUUCAAAUUACAACGAGACUGAGCAAAUUGUGAUAUUGAAUGAUGCGACUGGAGGAUUAUCUGGAUUUGCUGGAGGUCAGUCCAUGAAAGAAAAGCCCAGCGUUUCGGGUCAGGAACUCCAGGUCAUGGCUUUUGUGCAGACCCGAGGGAGUGUCCCCGUGUAUUGGGCCGAGGUCAACAACCUCAAGUAUACCCCCAAACUCCAGGUUCGAGGAGUGGAAACAGCCGUCGAUGCUGCCCGCAAACAUUUCGCUGAGCAGAUCCGGCUGUACGGAGAAAACUACUUGGUCAAUCUUGUGAAUCAGAAAGGGAGGGAGGAGCGAGUUAAAAACGCCUAUGAGCAACUCAUCCGCAUCUUGGUCGCUCCUUCAACUGAAAAUACCGAGGCUGACGUGGUGUCUUCCGAGAAAGUACAUGUCCUAGAGCCAGGUCAAAGGCAGAAGGAAUUGGACCGCCUGCACUACAUAUACUUCGACUUCCACAACGAGACAAAAGGGCUGCAAUGGCACCGUGCAGAAUUGCUGAUGGACCGAUUGCUUGACGGGCUAACGCGUGGCGGUUAUUUCCGUGGUGUGGAGGAUCCUGGUGUUCCCGGUGGGCAAUUGGAUAUACGAUCUUCACAGUCCAGCAUUGUUCGAACAAAUUGCAUGGAUUGCUUGGAUCGGACGAAUGUAGUGCAGAGUAUGCUUGGCCGCUGGGCUGUAACACGCCAACUUACCGACGCAGGGAUCCUCCGUCCGGGUGAGGCUGCAAACGAUGACCGGGACUUUGAGGACCUGUUCCGUAACAUCUGGGCCGAUAAUGCAGACGUCGUCUCUAAGUCAUAUUCUGGUACGGGAGCAUUGAAGACUGACUUCACUCGUACUGGCCAGCGUACUCGCGCUGGCAUGCUGCAGGACUUGAAUAAUUCCGUCACACGAUAUGUGAAAAACAAUCUUUUGGACGGCCCCAGGCAAGAUGGGUUCGAUGUUUUCUUAGGCACUUACCUUCCCCCAAAUUCCACCCUUGGCAACAUUCAACUCUUCCUGGACCGCCGACCCCUCAUCAUUCAGUCAAUCCCCUAUAUUCUUGCUGCAGGUGUCUUUAUGAUUCUGGUUUCCACAUUUACAAGGCGUUUGCCUGACGCUGCGGUAUGGCCUUUGCGCCUGUUCAUCAUAUUUUGGCUGGUGGUUUCUGCCUGGUGCGCGCGCUUCGUACUUGCGCACGGGAUGCUCUACGUGAACUGGCCUAAAUUGAAUACACCAACUGCCGGGUCUGAAGGAUAUCAAGAUGCACUUAUCAAGGCCCGAUCGGAUCCGAUUGUUGGGCAAUUCCUCCCUUCCAGAAAGCACCAGAGGGGCUAUAGCAAUGCUCGCCUUGGUUUCCUGGAAGAAGGGAAAACUAGGAUUGAGUAGUUCGCUUUCCAGGCUGCUGCUUAUCAAGUUCGUUUACAUACUAAAUGGUACGUGUCCGGUACACACAAAUUCAUCUUCUACCCUCUUCAAUGCUCUAGGUUGUGGAAAAGUGCCACCUUUGUGUCGCGCUGUUUUCU